Aspergillus japonicus CBS 114.51 is the source of this 366-nucleotide messenger RNA. RefSeq lists its product as uncharacterized. The record is from RefSeq and is a predicted model, not a curated record. The coding region runs from base 92 to 316 and encodes 74 amino acids. Lineage: Eukaryota; Fungi; Ascomycota; Eurotiomycetes; Eurotiales; Aspergillaceae. The transcript has a single exon.
AGGGUCACGAUCGAGAGCUAGCUCGACCUGUGAAGAAUAGGACAAAAAGGACCUAUGUGCGAAGAAACUCCUUUAACAGAGGGAGAGAACGAUGGCUUCACGGGCGGAAGGUGAGGAAAGGAAAAAGAGAGGGAAAAGGGAAGAGGAGGAGAAAAGAGGGGAAAUGAAGAGGGAGGGAAGGAAAGCGAGAAGGGCGGCUGGUGGGGCUUGCAGAGUAUUUUUUUUGUGGCCGAUUUCAAAUCUGGGAUGUGCGUUUUUUUUUUUUUUUCUUUACUGUUGGUUUUUACGGAGAUUUGCCCGGCCCCUCGUUUUGUGACCGUUCUGAUUUGAGCAACGUGGGUGGUAGUUCCCCUACCACGAGGUGGU